CUCCUAACCUGCAUUUAUCUUCCGAUGUAAACAUCCGGAAGAGUCUAAUGAGAAUUUACUUAUUCGUAAUGAUUAUGAAUAGAUAAUAUUUUAUCUUCUAUUUGAGAGAUUAUGUGGUCAACCAUAUGUUAUUUUAGUUGAUCCUCACGAGGUGCUCCACCUCUUGAGGUUAUGUGUACUUUCUGCCAAUAUUAAUGUUCAUUAUAUUUUAAAAUAUUUGAAGCGAUAUGGAAUCUAAAACCAAAAGAAAAAAUGAGGUUAAACAAGUAUACGUCUCUUCUUUUGUGGCGGGAGGUUUUGCUGGAUUUGUUGUUGAUAUGAGUUUAUUUCCUUUGGAUACACUAAAAACUCGACUUCAGUCUCCUCAAGGUUUUAUUAAAGCUGGGGGCUUCCGUAAUGUUUACAAGGGGGUUGGUCCGCAAAUGAUUGGUAGUGUUCCUCAAGGGGCUCUUUUCUUCCUAACCUAUGAAAGUAUCAAAUAUUAUUGUGAUCCUUAUGUAUCCAAUAACACCAGACCUCUCUUACAUAUGUUUGCAGCAUCUGCAGGAGAGGUGGUAGCUUGUAUUCUCCGUGUACCAAUGGAAGUAGUCAAGCAGAGACGACAAACUGCUACUAAUAAAAAACAUACCUCACUACAUAUAGUUAUCAAAACCUAUAAACGUGAUGGAUUUAUGGGUUUCUAUCAAGGUUUCAGAUCAAUGGUUUAUAGGGAAAUACCUUUUUCUUUCAUACAGUUCCCACUGCUAGAAUAUUUCAAAAUGAGCUAUCGAAAAAUUAUAAAGAAUAACAUUCCACUUGAACCUCAUGAAGUAGCCUUAUGUGGCUCCUUGGCAGGUGGUAUAGCAGCAGCAGCUACAACGCCUCUAGAUGUUGUGAAAACAAGAAUAAUGUUGGAAACUAAAAAAUUGGAAGGAAAAAAAUCUCUAGACAUAAGUAAUGUGUUUAUGACUGUUCUCAGAGAAAAGGGAUUCAAAGGGAUAUUUGCUGGAUUUGGUCCGAGGGUAGCCUGGAUUAGUUUGGGAGGUUACAUUUUUUUUGGUACUUAUGACCUUGGUAGAAGAUUGAGCAAUACAUAUAUCCUCAAUGUUGAUCCAGAUCCGCCCCUUUGAUAACAAGUACAAUGAUAACAUUCAAAGAAAUAUCGUAGAUUUUCAAUAAAUUUCUCUAUAAAUCUUAAA
Coccinella septempunctata (seven-spotted ladybird) is the source of this 1178-nucleotide messenger RNA. RefSeq names its product S-adenosylmethionine mitochondrial carrier protein homolog. Gene Ontology annotation, cellular component: mitochondrial inner membrane. Bases 228 to 1109 code for a protein of 293 amino acids. Gene Ontology annotation, biological process: transmembrane transport. Gene Ontology annotation, molecular function: S-adenosyl-L-methionine transmembrane transporter activity. The transcript is spliced from 7 exons. The record is from RefSeq and is a predicted model, not a curated record. NCBI's taxonomy places the organism in Eukaryota, Metazoa, Arthropoda, Insecta, Coleoptera, Coccinellidae.